Molecule: messenger RNA, 2343 nt
Organism: Rotaria sp. Silwood2
Lineage: Eukaryota; Metazoa; Rotifera; Eurotatoria; Philodinida; Philodinidae
Source: the annotation of a GenBank genome assembly
CAAAAACUGCAUGAACUUGCACAAAAAUUGAGUGUCCACAGACGUAAGACUCAAUGAAUCUCAUCGAUUAGUGACAAGAAUUGUAUUUCAAUACAUUCACAGCAAUGAAAUUCGAAAUGUUGUUUUCGAGUACCAUCGCGGCAGCGGCACACUUUUUGGAAAUUCAACGCGGCGUGGGAGAGAAAAAAAUUUAAAAAAAUCAUCGCGGCAGAUUUCGGGCCACGAUGGACAUCUCUGAUGUGUAACGAUUAGAAAAUUUUUCUCACUCAAGAUACGAGAAACUCGACCUUAAUGUAUCGCAGUCAUAGGCUCAUCACUUAUGUCAUUAUCGACUUUAAUAUUCACAUUAAUGUCAUGUUUGGAAUAUAUUAUUAUUGGUAGAUUAGCCUUUGUUUUUCACAGAUAAUUAUUAUGUAGAGAACAUGUUGUUCAUAUCCUCGAACUUUGAAGCUAUGCUUGUAAAAGUGAAAUUACGAAUAAAAUAAUGAUUUAAAUUCAUAAUACUAAUUCAUCUAGAACAAUAAACUGACUUUAUCAAAGAAUUAGUCUAAUCCAUUUAUAUAUGACAUACCAUUGUAUAUACUUCGAAAGAUAAAAUAUGUUCUUUUUGCAUAUUUUUGAUAGUAUGUAGUGUUAUAAAAUAUGAAAGUAUAUGUUCUAUUUUAAUUUAAUUCAAAAAAUACUUUUGAAAAAGUUUUAUCUUAAUCAUUUUGUGGAUUAUAAAAGUUGAUUAAGGAAUUUUUUUCAAAAUUCUUUUUUCACCUCAAAGAUUGAAGUCUAAUUAAAAAUCUAACUUUGUUCCAUUAAUAAAGGCUCCAUCUUCUCAUAAAAAAAAACACUACACUAUUAUUAUGUUUAUAAUGACAUGAAAAGAAAUAAAGUAUUUAACACUUCAACAAUAUAAUGGCCCCUGGACCUUCCCUACAGCACUUUAGCCGUUUUAAUAAAAUUCUAGGCCGUAGCACGAUGUGUAAGAAAGAAUCAAGUGACGAUAUUUUACUCAUAGAUAGUUCCAUUUUUGACUAGAAUGUUUUCUUUCUGAGAUAUUCAAUUUCCAAGAUACAUGAGAUUCUCAAAUUUUUCAUCGAAUAUGAGUUAUUUUCGGAAACUCAAUAUCUUGUAAAGAAAACAUUCUAGCUAUAGUUAGAUCUAUUUAUAGACUAAAGCUCAAUAAAGCAGCUUUUAUUUUAGGGAGAAAGGCCUCAAGAUACUUAUUCUGUUGAUUUUUCUAAUACUUAUUUGAACUUUGUCUUAUGCACAAAGUGUAAACAAAAAAGAAAAUUUCUUCAUAAUUUAAUUCAUCAAUAGAAAUAAUUAUUUGAAAAAUAUUAAUUAAUUAUUAAUUGUUUUUUUUUUAUAGGUAUUUUGUAUUAAUAAUUGAAUAUCUAGUUGUAUAUAUUCAUAUAAAUCAUGAUCGUUCAAAAGAAUUUAAUAAUUUGUUACAUUCAUAUCUUGAAACCGUUCAUUAUUUAUGGUCAGAUGAACAACGUCAAUUAGAAGAAGAAAAACGUUUAUCAUCAAGUAUAUAUCGUCAUGAAACAAGUGAACUUGAAAGUGAACAAGAUGAUUAUGAAUAUAAACGUUUAUUUCCGUCAUUUGAUUCGGAUUUUCUUGAUUUUCUUCCAUUAAAUGAAAAUAAUGAUAAUAAUAAUGAAAAAGAAGAAAUAAAAGCUUCAAAAAAUUCAAUACUUCCAUAUUAUCUUCUAUAUGAAUAUUUUUCCUCAAUAAUAAAUAAUAAAAAGAAUUCUAUAAACGAACUUUUUCAACCAUUUUUUAAUAGUUUAUAUGAAUUUGGUGAAGAUAAUCGUUUAAUAACACAUAUGAUACGUUUAUCAAUAAAAUCAAAAGAAACAUUAUCAAAAUAUAUAUUAAAUAAAAAUAAACCAUUUGAUAUUUAUCAAGAUUCAAAUUCAUCAAUGAUAGUUGAAUCAUAUUCAAUAAUUAUUUCAAUUGAACAACGUACAAAUUUUCUAUUAAAAACUCAUGAAAAUCAUCCAACAUUAAUUGAAAUUCUUCUUGUUAUUAAACGUAUUAAAUCAUUUUCAAUUGAAAGUUCUAUAAUUAAAUUUCUUUAUGGUUUUGAUAUUCUUUUUACAAAAUUAACAUAUUGGCAAGAAACAUAUUCAUCAAAAACUCUUCAAACAACAUAUAAUAAUGAAUUAGAAAUUUUAACAUCAUAUAUAAUAAAAUAUCGUAAAUAUGAAUUUAAUUGUUAUGAACAAACAUUAUCAAUGAUUGAUUAUAAACAACGACAAAUAACAAUUGAAAAUUGGUGGUUACAUUUAUUUGCAUUAAUUAAUUCUAAAAAUGAUUUAAUAUUAUUAGAAAAAAAUCUUAAUGAAU